GUGUGGUCCCCCCUUCAGGGUCUAAUGAUUCAUUCUUUGUUUGUUCGAUUCCGUAGAAACGUGAAAAAUGUCUGACGAGUCUUCAAAAGCGCGAACCAGAUAUUUCCAACAGAUGACGACGGAGACAAUGAAGACAACAGAAACGGUCAGCAGCAAAAUUGUGAAACAAACAUUAACUCUGGGAUCUGGAAGUCCUCCUGAAUCUUCAGUGGCUUCAAACAGAGCGACGUUCGGCACAAGUUCAAAAUCCCAAAGAUCGGCUGGCUAUCAACCAGUGUAUGAUCGCACAAGGAUAGCUUGUAGAAAUGACAUGUUUGUCAGAAAUUCUCCGUUGAAUCGAUCUCUACAAGAUCCGCUCCCGUCGUCCAGCGGCAACGGCAGAAAUCAAUUAGUUCCGGCUCUUAGUAGAACAGACAUAUUUGAAAGCGCUCGAGAAACACCCCGUCUCAGUUGGUUGAAACCAACCGCAUCUUCCACCAGUACCUCUUAUUUUCAAGAUGCAAAAGGUUAUGGAUCAGCCAAAUUCGCUCAAAUUCCAAGGUUCAUCACUUCGCAGCAGGAACGGUACAACCUUAGCAAACCAGCCUACGUCUUGAUAUUCCACCAUACAUUCAAAAAGGACAAAGCUCUCUUCAGGAAAGGCAGUGAAUAUGACCUCAUGCUGAUCAAAACAUUUUUCAAAGGCUAUAACGCGAAAAUAGCGGACAUUUGCGAAGACUUCACCGUGAGGAAAGUAGGCAACAGAAUGAACAUAGUUCGACAGAAAAAAUUUCAUAAAUACUCCUGUUUAAUCGUCAUUAUUAUGAGCCACGGAAAAGCUAACGAUCAGAUUUUAGCUGUCGACGGUUGUUACCAGCUGGAUAGCGCCAUUGUGGAGCCUACAUUAAUGAAUGAUUCAUUAAAGGGAAAGCCGAAAAUCUUCCUCGUCAACGCAUGCAAGGGCGAUGCAAAGAUGGAAACUGAUUAUGUACUCACAGCAACCAACAAGUUCGAUAUCUUGAAGUGUUUCAGCACUUAUGAGGGUACCGUUUCAUUUAGAGACGAAACGAGCGGUACAACGUUUAUUCAAACGUUUUUUAAACUCAUCGAAAGGACUCACGGAAUGGAAGUUUUAGAAAUAAUGCGGCUUUUGCGAAACCAUUUUAGCGAUGCAAGGGUCGGACAGGCUCCUACUGACACGUCCACGCUAACGAAACAAUUCUAUUUCAGUGAUCUUAAGAGAUGAUGCACAGACAUACCACAUUGAACAUCAAAUUCAUCGUCGUUCAAACACUAACGACAUCUGUUGAUUUCAGUUAGUUGUGCAAAUCACGAACCAGAUGGCGGCAGUGAGCAAACGUCAAACUCGAGCAAAAACGUGGCGCGUGCCACGAGUUAGCGAUUGACGAGGGUUAUGUUUGUUUGUCUGUGGAUGAUGAUUUAUUAGCACAAAUAUUGAAAACUGAUGAUGAUUUAUUAGCACAAAUAUUAAAAAUUGAAAACUUCAUUACACCUAUUAUGUGAGCGAGAUUAAAAACAGAUCCAUCAAAAAUGUAUUAUAAGUUCAUAGGUAGAUUGCUUAAAAAAAUUAGGUCCUUUUUGAAAAUAAAAAACCAAUUCAAAAA
This is a messenger RNA of Armigeres subalbatus, 1604 nucleotides long. Its product is annotated as caspase-3-like. NCBI's taxonomy places the organism in Eukaryota, Metazoa, Arthropoda, Insecta, Diptera, Culicidae. The transcript is spliced from 5 exons. The record is from RefSeq and is a predicted model, not a curated record. Gene Ontology annotation, molecular function: cysteine-type endopeptidase activity. The coding region runs from base 68 to 1225 and encodes 385 amino acids. Gene Ontology annotation, biological process: proteolysis.